AUGUCAACCGAUGUAUCUGCUCUAAUUAAUCCCCCGGAAAUAAUUAAUCAAAAAGUUUUUCCUGAUCAAUCUGAAGAUGUAUUUUGGCAAAAGGCAUCCGAUGCUAACGAAGAAACUCGUGAUCCACAGCAAGAACAUUGCAACUUUGUAAUAACACCACCGCCCCCACUUCCAUCAGCAAAUAUUAUGUCUAGACAUUCCCGAAAAAGUAGCAGAAUAUCAUGGGGAUUACAAACUGAUUUUGAAAGGCAUAUUGGGUUAUUAGAGUCAAAAUUGACAGAAAUCGUAUCUCAAGGCAAUAAACAUGUUGACAAAUCUGUAGGAUUUGAAGUUAUUAUCAUUACCAAACUUCAAGGAACACCACUAUCAACUUUGGGUUAUCACCCAGGGGAAUAUUUAUCACCCGAUAUAAAUUUCGAAAACGAGGAUGACGAACAACUUCAUGCGACACACAACCCACAAGAAUCAGAUGAAGGAUUAUGGUUAUUGUGGAAAUCUUCAAGUAUUACUUCCAAAAAUAACUCAGCAUCAAAUCAAUGGAACCUUCCCAUAUUAACUCGAAACAGAAACAUGAAUGCUGUUACUACAGAAUUAUCAAAUGGUGAAUACGAGAUGCAUCAUGAUGAUGAGAAUGACAGCGUUCUUGAUGAAAUGUUACUGAAUAAUGGAAGAAGAAAGAGCGAAGAUUAUUAUUUACGAAUGAACGGAGCCUUUG
Racocetra fulgida is the source of this 715-nucleotide messenger RNA. The record is from the annotation of a GenBank genome assembly. Lineage: Eukaryota; Fungi; Glomeromycota; Glomeromycetes; Diversisporales; Gigasporaceae.